UCAAAAGCCGCGUGUCGUCUCGACGAAUUACGCAUUCUUGUACGUAAAAAUAAGAUAGAUAGUGUAAUUUGUUACACUAUAAGGCAAACAGUGAAUAUUAACGACUUUAUUUAUGUGCAAAGGAAUUUGGAAUUUCACGUCACAUAUUGUAUACUGGUAUAAUUUACAUAUUAACACUGUUUUGCUCACAUUAUAAAGUUAGCAAUAUACAAUUCGUUCUCUUGUGGAGCUGGCUUAUCGAUGCAAUGAUCACUUUAUCUCGCUCUCACGACAGUUUGAGUAGAAGCUGUGAUAAUUCACGCAUUCUUCUUGUGCUCGUAAAAGUACAGUUGGUUGUCAUUGGCUUUGUUUACUGAAUUGUGAUAGUACAGGACAUCAGAGCGAUGUACGGAACAUAUAUGCCGCGAUGCUGAUUUUGGCAUUCUUGCGAUGACACACGAGAAAAGUGAAUCCAUAGAGAAGAAUGAUAAUGGUGCAAUUCCGAGCGAAAACAACAAUGAAAAUAAAACGUGAAGAAAUAAAGUCUGAGGUUUCAGGUCCUGUAGACUUCGAACGAGCAAUUAUAGCAACAGGCCAGGAAUGAUCCUGCGUAAGUUUUUUAUAGUGAAUAAAAUACGAGAAUACGCUGCACUGUAGCCAAGGUCUGCGACUUACCGCUGUGUCCUACUUCAUGAUCACUCUUGCCAUUCACUUUAUUAGGACGAGGAGCACAUUGCACUGAUAUAAUAUCAGUGCGCCCCUCCUGAUGAAAUAAACAGAUAUGGAAAAUUUAAUUAUUUGCUAUUACUGGCGGUGCUACCGGCCAGCUUCUCCAGUAUCUUUUCGUCAUCAGCAAUGUCCUACGUGCUACCAUCUGCCGAAUGUGAUCUUCAAUUAACGAUGUUCGACAAGGGACUGUUGAAUUCGAUGGCGUUCGCAGGAAUGAUCGUUACGGCAUUCUUCUGGGGUUGUGUUACUGACAUAUUCGGUCGUAAGAAAAUAAUGUUCUAUGGUUACCUACUUACUGGUUUACUAAGUGUGGCGAUGUGUUUUUCACACAAAUCUUGGCAUUUAAUAACGUUCAAAUUUUUUGACGGUAUGAUUAUAUCUGGUCCAUAUGCGGCACUUAUGUCGUAUUUAGCGGAAAUACAUAACGAAGCACAUCGAUCGAGAUCAUACAUGUGGCUUGGCAUGUUCUUCUCGCUGGGAAACAUUUCUUUGCCAUGUAUAGCAUGGCUUAUAAUACCUCAAAAGUGGUACAUGAAGUUUUUAAGCGAUACAUUAGAGAUAGCUUCCUGGAGAAUGUUCUUAGCCAUUUGUUCGCUACCCGAAUUUUUAGCAUGCAUAGCCCUUUUCGCUUUCCCAGAGAGUCCGCGUUUCCUUAUCUUAAAGGGUCGACAUGACGAGGCAUUGAAUGUCUUCAAAAAAAUCUACUCACUCAAUACUGGCAAGGAUCCCGAUACAUAUCCGAUAAAAAGUCUAGAGGAUGAAUAUUCUAUUGAAUCAUGCGGGGAACGUAUACAGGACAAGCUGAAGAAUUGUUGCAAACUGAUAAAGCCACUCUUCUUGCGACCCAAUGUCUUCAGAUUGAUACUCAUAUCAAUGAUACAGUUUGGAGCAACAAUAGGAUCGAAUUCGCUCCGACUUUGGAUGCCUCAGCUGUUCGCAAUGAUUGAAAAUUAUAAAAAUACUGUGAGGAAGGACGAUAACCAUAUAUUGGGAUUGCAGCCUUCAUUUUGUUACAUGUUAGAUCAGGAAGAGUCGUAUCUUAAUUCCAUGUAUUAUGCCAAUAAUACGAUAGGCAAUUCUAUGGCUGUAUGCGUUUCGGCCGAGUUGAAUUCCAGAGUCUUUAUCAAUUCCAUUGUCAUCGCUAUGACAGGUGUUAUCGGUUAUAUUAUAGCUGGUUCUCUAAUAACUGUGGUUGGAAAGAGGAAGUUAAUGGCAAUUUGCUUCAUUGUCGCUGUUACUUGUUGUGGUUCAUUGUAUUGGACUGAAGACACUAAUGGUAUCCUCGGAUUGUCUUCGGUAUUUGUUGCCAUGACGAGUAUAGGCGGGGCAACCAUCGUUAAUAUCAUUGUCGAUAAUUUUCCUACAUAUUUAAGAACCAUGGCGGUUAGCAUAACCAUGAUGAUAGGAAGAAUUGGCGCAGUAAUCGGUAAUCUAUUGUUUCCGAUUUUAUUCAAUCUAUCAUGUUUAGGACCGUUCGUUAUGAUCGGUUUAGCCUCUUUAGUGUCUGCAUUUUUGGUUGCUAUUCUACCCCAGAAAACAACACAAGAUGACAAACCAAAAGAUAUUGUUUGAUCUUUCUAGUUACAUCCAAUCAGUUGAUUUUUUUAUUUGUUUUAUUAUUUUUCGAAAAGUCAAUAUGUAAAUAUCUUUUCGCACCUUGUGCAGUUUAAUAUAAUUGUCGUUGUUACUUUAUCCCUAUUGUCGCGUUGUAUUUAUUAUGUAAAUAUGCACAAUCAUUUAGUAAAUAAGGCCUAUAUUCUCCCUAUUGUAUUCUAUAUACGUGUACAUAAUAUAAAUGAAUAAAUCGUCCGACGUAUACAAUAUACAUUUUAAGGUAUAUACAUUUUAAGAUCAUUCCACGACUGUAAUAUUUAAUAUCUCGUUUAAUAUCUCUGCCUUUGAUUGUUCUAAUUUAUUUAUCACAAUUUUUUUAUAUAAGCAUAACAGCAACGAA
This is a messenger RNA of Acromyrmex echinatior (Panamanian leafcutter ant), 2662 nucleotides long. Its product is annotated as synaptic vesicle glycoprotein 2B. Gene Ontology annotation, biological process: transmembrane transport. Lineage: Eukaryota; Metazoa; Arthropoda; Insecta; Hymenoptera; Formicidae. Gene Ontology annotation, molecular function: transmembrane transporter activity. Gene Ontology annotation, cellular component: membrane. The record is from RefSeq and is a predicted model, not a curated record.